AUGCACCGACUCGCGCUCCUGUGCGCGUGGGCAUCCCUCGCGCGCGCACUCGACACGCGCGUCGUGGUCCUCUCGAAUAACGACCUCGACCCCGCCACGCCGCGCGCGAGCGCCCUGUACCUCGAUGGCGCGCUCACGUGUGCGGAGGCGCAGACGGCGUGUGGGGAGCUGCGGGAGGCGCUGUUGGGUCGCUCUGGGAAUGGGACUUGGUUGGGGGAGGCGUCGUCGGUUCACACUGGGAAUGGGACGUGGGUGGGGGAGGCGCGGUCGAUUCACCCUGGGAAUGGGACGUGGGUGGGGGAGGCGCUGACGGCGGAGAGGCACGGGGCGGGUGUUGGGGCGGGGCAGGGGAUUUGGGUUGCGGGCGACGGGCACGGCGCGUGCAGCGUGUUUUCCCCCGGCAACGCGUCUACGGUCUCCAAACCCGACGCGCAGCGCCUCCCCGCGCUCUGCACGAACUCCGCGCCCCUCUCGCAGCGCAACACCACCGCGCAGGACACCUCGCGCCAAAUAAAUCUCACCACCAGCACCGCGGGUGUGCUGACCGGGUUCCGCGACAAGUUCGCGUGGAAGUUCCUGGGCGUCAAGUUCGCGCAGGCGCAGCGGUUCCAGGCGCCGGUGCCGCUCGUCGUGGCGAAUGAUACGAGGAGGGAGGCGCUGGGGUACGGGCCGAUGUGCGCGCAGCUGCCAGACCCGGAUAAUGGGCAUCUGCUGUACACGGAGGAAGAUUGCCUACAGCUGAACGUGUUCACUCCCGUUGUGGACCUCCGCACGGAUCGGUCCACCGCCCCGAAGCUGCCCGUCAUGGUCUUUAUCCACGGCGGCGGUCUCAACACGGGCGACAGCGGGCCCUUCCCGUACAACACGACCACCAGCGGGUUCGUGGGCGCGUCCGUCUCGAACGUAUACGACGGCACGAACCUCGUGUCGUACGGCGGCGCGGUCCUCGUGACCAUCAACUAUAGACUGACCGCGCUCGGGUGGUUCAACGCUUCGAACGCGGCGCUCAAGGACACGCUCCUCGCGCUGGAGUGGGUACAGGAGAAUGUGGAGGCAUUUGGCGGGGAUCCGGAGAGGGUUUUGUUGUUUGGGGAGUCUGCGGGUGGGAUCAUGAUCAGGUACCUCUUGGCGGCAAAUACGAAGUACACGGGUCCCGCGGCGGCGCUGAUACAUCUCGCAGGUGCCGCGAUUCUCGAGUCUGAUUUCCCCCAGCUAGAUAUCUUCACGCCGUCCGCGUACGCCCUCAACACGUCACUCACUCUCGCCAAGGCUAUCGGCUGCGCUGACAACUCUACAACGACGUUCAGCAACGCGAUCGCUGAAUGCGUGCAAACUGCACCAGCUGGAGACAUAGUCAUGGCGUCCUUUAACCUCGGCUUGAACUGGAACGUCGUCAUAGAUGGUGAUUACGUCCCCACCGACAUCGUCUCCGCCGUCACGCACGGCACCUCCAGCAAGGUCCCGACGAUCUACACGAGCAACCAGUGCGAGUACUGCUACUUCAUACCUGCCGCCAUCGCGAGCGCGCCUGCGAGCCUCUACCCGCAGCUGCUCCCCUCCUUGUUGCUCAACAGCACCCAAGUCGACGCCAUCCUGAACGCGACGGAUUUGUAUCCCUACCAGACCGCGCCGCCGUCGGGCGGCCUGUCAGGGUCGACCUUCACGCUCGCGCAGCUUGCCACGGAUUUCGCGGUCCACUGUCCGAUGGCGUACCUCUCCUCGCUGGAGAACCAAAAUAACGGCACCGGUAUCGCCCCUCGUAUAAAGUGGUGUUCACAACCGGCCUCGGUCUGCCAUGGCGACGAGCUCUACUGGGUCUUUGCUACAACCGAGAUCGACAACCUCUACCAGCCCCUGAGCGAGGACCAACUCCGGGUUACAAGGGAUGUCAUCGAUAGGUGGACAGCUUUUGCGCGGACGGGAAACCCGAAUUACGAAGGUGCAUCGCUGGAGUGGCCGACUUACGAUGGGGAUAAUGAGGUUGUGAUCGGCCUCAAUACGUCGAUCCAGGCGUAUAGGUCUGCUCAGUGCGAGUUCCUGCGGACUCGUCGGGUUUACUCUCGCAGAGGACUGAGCAGGGUUUGGACGAUAUUCCCCGUCGACGGUAGGGACCGGACUCUUUACUGCGGUGUACAGCCAGCAUUGUAUACAGCCAAUCGAGAAUGCUAUCCGUUGUCUGCGGGCCCAUCGGCAAUAUCUUGGUGA
Messenger RNA from Gloeophyllum trabeum ATCC 11539, 2205 nucleotides. RefSeq names its product alpha/beta-hydrolase. The transcript has 7 exons. The coding region runs from base 1 to 2205 and encodes 734 amino acids. The record is from RefSeq and is a predicted model, not a curated record. Lineage: Eukaryota; Fungi; Basidiomycota; Agaricomycetes; Gloeophyllales; Gloeophyllaceae.